AUGUAUCAACCCUGGCCUGGACUGAGGUACACUACACAGAGUUAUAAUGUUAAUUUGAACCAUGUUUAGUGUAUGGUAUUUGUUGUCAUCUUGACACAUUGUCAAACUGUAACCAAAAAGUUUCUAGAUCACGGUUGCUAUCGCAGCAGGUUCACAGGAAAGACUGGUACAGGAAAGUGGUCUGGCUGUUGUUGGGACACGUGACUGAGAAAAGACUGCGCUGAUCUGUUUUGACCCGGGGACAUUGCUAGAGAGAGGGGUAGAGAGCACAACAACGAGUUUAAUGAUAAGAAAAAGCACACAAUAUAAUUUUGUUGCGAACGGUAUGCGCCUGUACUAUGUUAUUGAGUUGGACGAAGUUCGCUAGUCAGCGAAACGUUGUUUUGGAAGAAGGAAAAAAGCUCGCUAGCCACUGCGACAAGUUGGAAAAUAAAUGGUCAGCUUGUUUUCUGCCAAACUUUUGAUUUGAGAGAAAGCUAGUCAACAAUAACUAUGUAACUGACACGGGUCGUGGCUACUUUACCUCACUAUGUUUCAAGACAACAAGUGGAACUGAUGCUUCUGGACAAUACGGCGAUUAGCUAAAGUUGGCUGUUUUUCCAGAAUGAUCGGUUGAACGAGGUCCGGAGCCCAUUGUUAUCGGAGGUGAUCACUCUACCUGCGGGUGGGGUGUUUUGUUUGAGAAGGUCGGCAUCAGAUCAGAUGCCUGUGUGUUGUUUUUUUGGUCAGCUAGCUAAAGCCACGGUAGCUAAGCCAAAUAGGUGAGGUUACAGUAGCACAGCAAGCUGAGAGAGAUGCUUCGUGACGGGACUACUGUCGUGGUUUUGGUGGUGGAAUUUGAGACGUUUAUUUUUGGGGGGUGGACAGUCAGAUUGUCAGCUCAAUGCCUUGUUGGCUAGCCAGGUGGUUGAUGAAGCAAUAACUCGGAGCUAAUCUAAUGUUUGACGGUCAGAUUUAGCUAGCUAGCUCAACUGUUCGUUGGCCAGUUAACAGUGGAUCUGACUCGAUGGACCUGUACAGUAGCAGUUUGGUAACAAAGCCUUGCUUUGUCGGGUAAAUCAGGGGGCGAUUGGCAGCAUACAGGCUACCCAGCUGGUAUUGUUGCUUAAUGCAAUAAGUCAGCAAUCCUUUGGAAGAUUUGGAUCCGCACAGUCACACACAGCAGUAUAUUGCUGUCAGGGCUGUGUGGACGGGAGUCUUCAGACCGAAGACAGACAGAGGCUGCCAGAUUCCCAGAGGGAUCGAGAUGACACUGGCUAACAUGAAACCAGGGCGAGAUGUGGUGACGGAGGAGUUCUUUGAGUACGAUGCUGAGGACUUCCUGGUGUUCCUGACCCUGUUGAUCAGAGGACGGACCCCAGAAUGUUCUGUGAAGGGUCGCACAGAGGGGCUGCACUCCCCUGCAAAGUCCGCCCUGCCGCCCCUACACAGGCACGAGUGCAGCGACAAACUGCCACAGUGUGUGCAGGCGCGGCGUGUGCGCUCGGAGGUGUGUGUGUUGUGGAGGAACAGUAUUCCCAUCAUGGUGGAGGUGAUGCUGCUGCCAGACUGUUGCUAUGGAGACGAGAGUCCCCCUAGUGACCCCAUCAGUGACCCAGCGAUCAAACAAGAUGCUCUGCUACUGGAGCGAUGGACUCUGCAGCCUGUACCACGACAGAGCGGUGAUAGGUUUAUAGAGGAGAAGACUCUGCUGUUGGCUGUUCGUUCCUACGUCUUCUUCUCCCAGCUCAGUGCCUGGCUCAGUGCUUCUCACGGCAUUGUACCCCGAAACAUCCUGUAUAGGAUCAGUGCAGCAGAUGAGGAGUGUGUCUGUCAGUUCUCCCAGCCCCCAGCGGAGCACCUGUUCCCUGUCCCUAACGUGUCUCAGAGUGUUGCCCUGAGGCUCAGGGUCCAGUCACUCCCCCGUCAGCCCACCUACCCCACCCUGGCCUGUAGCAUACACACCGGCCUGACCCUGGCCCCACUCUACAGCAAGACCCCCAGCCUUAAGCCCAACCUCAGCCCUAACCUCUACAGCAAGACACCUAGCCUUAACCCAGGCCUGAACCCUAACCCGACUCUGUACGAGAGGAGCCACAACAGAGCGGCUCUGCCUUUCUCUGGCCUCCCCUUCCCCAGUCCUGCCAGUCUCCCCUGCCUAGUAAGAGAGGCCCGGACCCCACAGACAGCCAUGGUCAUUCUAGCCAGAAUGGAUCAGACCUCCCCGGACCCCUCCAAUGACAUCACCCACACCACAGAGGAUUAUGGGAAGGCCGUCAACGGGGCCGAGAGCUCCAAGGGGCGUGGCUCCGAAGCCCUCCGGGCCUUUAAGACUUAUUCUUUGGCAGAGCCCCCACGGUGCCCCUCCCCCAGACCCUCCUCUGAGACCAAUCCUCUGAUUGGCUCGCUGCUCCAGGAGAGACAGGAAGUCAUCGCCCGCAUCGCUCAGCGCCUCAACUUUUGCGACCCGACCGCCCCCAUCUCCCCCCUGCCCUCUUCACCCCUGACACCCCCACUAAGAACCCUGUCCGGGGCAGUUACCUUGUCUUCUUCUCUAGUCAUCCCACGGCCUCUACCCCAGCCACAGUCUUCUCCUCUAGUCAUCCCACGGCCUCUACCCCAGCCCCAGGCCUCUCCAAUACUCAGCCCCAAGAGUCCCAGGGCCAAGACCCCAAAGAGUUUACACCCCAACCGCCCCCAAGAGGAGCCCAGCCCCUCCUCUCCUAAAGAUAACAUCCUGAGGACCAUCCAGACCCUAACAGUGACCCAGACCACCACCCUGACCCAGACCACUGCACAUACCUUGACCACCAAGCUCACCCACACCCAGACCACUGCUCUCAUCCAGAACCACAUGAAACCUCUGACUCACAACCAGACCCAGACAGUCUCUCGAACUCCGACCUCACGGACUCAGGGCAGCCCUCGAACCCAGACCUCUAGUCUCCAGGAUGAGAACCAGCCCCCCAGGUUCCAAGUCCCCCAGCCCCCUGGUCCUGCUACCACACCCCUUGGCACAGAGCCCAACACUGUCCUGCGUUCUCCCUCGCCCCUGAGACCGUGUAACAGUCGGAGGAAACACAACCGUCACUCUCUGGACUCCACCCUCACCAAGGCCUUCCACCCCUGUACCGGCCUGCCCCUGCUCUCCAGCCCUGUUCCUCAGAGGAGAACUCAGACUGGUUACUUUGACCUGGACUCUUCUCUGACCAGCUGUAAAGGACUGCCCUGGACCGCAGGGAAGAGAGUGUGUGUGAAGAGAGUGGAGGAGUCAGAAGAACCUCAGCCGCUGUUCAGUGCCAGUGCUCCACCUGCCAGCCUCAGUCUACUGGGCAACUUUGAGGAGUGUGUGUUGAACUACCGCCUGGAGCCGUUGGGGUCGGUGGAGGGUUUCAUGGCCGAGGUGGGUGCUUCCGGAACCUUCUGCCCCAGUCACAUGACCUUCCCCGUCGACGUUUCCUUCUACAGCAUCUCUGACGACAACGCACCCUCGCCAUACAUGGGAGUCAUCAACCUGGAGACUCUGGGUAAACGGGGCUACCGCGUCCCUCCAUCAGGAACCAUUCAAGUGACCUUAUUUAACCCCAAUAAGACGGUGGUGAAGAUGUUUGUGGUGGUGUAUGACCUGAGAUCCAUGCCUGCUGGCCACCAGACCUUCCUCCGUCAGAGGACCUUUUCUGUCCCCGUUCGACGGGACAGCACACACUCACACAAACAUGGCAUCCCAGACAACACACACACACCCGGCAGCAGCAGGAAAGCCCUUUCCCUCGGCCAGGAACGCAUCCUGCGCUACCUCAUUCACCUGAGGUUCCAGACCUCCAGGUCAGGUAAAGUGUACCUCCACAGGGAUAUCAGACUGCUGUUCAGUAGGAAGUCUAUGGAGGUAGACAGUGGAGCAGCCUACGAACUCAAGUCCUACACAGAGUCCCCAGCUGACCCAGCCUUCUCCCCGCGCUGCUGACACACACACACACUCCUCUAUCUGCACUUACACACACACACACACCUCUAUCUGCACUGACACACACACACACACUCCUCUAUCUGCACUGACACACACACUCCUCUAACUACACUGACGUAUACACGCACACCCACAGAGCUGUCAGAGAGCUGGGCUCAGAGCGUUCUCGUGUGGAACAGUCCAGACAGGCUCUGUCCCAGAUACCUAAUGCCUGGAGAUUUUGCUGACCAUCUGACCAUGAACAACUCCUGGCCCUACAGAACCCUGCUGUUUUCUGUGAUGCUCAAACACGUCUUUAUACAUGUAGAAAAUGUAUUAAAAUCAUGCUAAAACACACAUCAAAAACACAUUAGCGACCAUGGACCACUGACUGACCAGAACAAGCAAUCAAGAGACUGAGAAAAUUACAAGAAGACAUUGAAAAAGCGCACUGUGUAUUUCCACGACUGGAAAUCAAAAGGAGGAAUAUUCUGUUUUUUUUGUACUGUUACAAAAACAAAUAUUUUAAGUGUUGCAAUAGAGAGUAACAUGUAGCUUUAGUGUUUACAUAAUUUUCUUUGUUUACCGUCAGUUAUUUAAUAUUUAAAUGAAUAUUUCAGUUACUGCUUAUGUGACAUCUAUCAUCCUCAGCAUUAUGAUCUAGUGCAAAACUCUGUAAAUCAUAAUGUGUAUUUUUGACAUGAACUCAGAUCUGAAAAUAUAUCUAUAUCUUAAAGCAAUCUUGAAAGCUG
This is a messenger RNA of Oncorhynchus gorbuscha (pink salmon), 4677 nucleotides long. RefSeq names its product protein FAM214A-like. NCBI's taxonomy places the organism in Eukaryota, Metazoa, Chordata, Actinopteri, Salmoniformes, Salmonidae. The record is from RefSeq and is a predicted model, not a curated record.